Molecule: messenger RNA, 4210 nt
Organism: Symphalangus syndactylus (siamang)
Lineage: Eukaryota; Metazoa; Chordata; Mammalia; Primates; Hylobatidae
Product: ephrin type-B receptor 4-like
Biological process (GO): axon guidance; ephrin receptor signaling pathway; protein phosphorylation
Cellular component (GO): plasma membrane; dendrite
Molecular function (GO): ATP binding; protein binding; transmembrane-ephrin receptor activity
Source: RefSeq, a predicted model, not a curated record
CCACCCCCUCCGGCGCACCACACGGACAGUGGUACCCGAUGUCGGUGUCGUCGUCGGUGACAGAUGGCGCAGUAUGUGUGUAUGCGAAGGGCUUCUCCAGCUUGACCUCUUUGAGUUCUUGUCCUCUUCAUCCGCCGCUGUUCCCCACUUUUUUUUUUUUUUUGAGUCGGGGUCUCGCCCUGUCUCCCAGGCUGGAGUGCAGUGGCGCGAUCUCGCCUCACUGCAAGCUCCGCCUCCCAGGUUCACCCCAUACUCCUGCCUCAGCCUCCCCAGUAGCUGGGACUAAAGGCGCCCGCCACCAUGCUCGGCUAAUUUUUUUGUAUUUUUCUUAGAGACGGGGUUUCACCGUGUUAGCCAGGAUGGUCUCGAUCUUCUGACCUCGUGAUCCGCCCGCCUCGGCCUCCGAAAGUGCUGGGAUUAUAGGCGUGAGCCACCGCGGCCAGCCUUGUCCCCACUUUUAACUCGGCCGUCGAAGGCCCGCACGCCUAUCACGGGCGCUUACAUAACGUGACCUUUCACCUCUUCAGACUGCCCUCUAGUGCGCUGCAACCCAACUGCGCGACAGGGGCAGGGGGGCGGGACCCAGGCGUGGAGCGGCAGCUCCUCCGAGCCAAUAGGCUGUGAGCGCUGACCAGCUCUCCGUCUAUUGGAACAUUCGCCACCGGCGCCCCAGGGGAGCAAGUUAAGUCUGUGCGUAGGCCGGGCCGGCAGGAGGAAGGGAAUCUCCCGCCAUUUUUCAAUAAUUUCCUCUGGUGCCGCUGAGGAGGAGUCGUGACUGCCGGCGGCUGGGACCCGAAGCGGAGGUCGGCGGGGGGCUGCUGGGAGGCGCGGCGCUGUGCGCGGGAGCUCUGCGCCGUGGCGUUCCGCUCCACGAGUACCGCGCGGCCGCGCCGGCGGUGAGGGAGCCGAAGUUCGCGCCGUCCUCUCACCCCUCCCCUCCCCCACCCCACCCCCGGGCGCCUGGCGCUAGGUCCGGGCCGAGGGGCAUAGUGCUGCGCCGCGGGGCCGGCCCCAGCAGCCGCCAGUCCCCACCGUCCCCGCCGCGAUGGCGCCGCUCCUGGGCCGCAAGCCCUCCCCGCUGGUGAAGCCGUUGCCCGGAGAGGAACCGCUCUUCACCAUCCCGCACACUCAGGAGGCCUUCCGCACCCGGGAAGAGUAUGAAGCCCGCUUGGAAAGGUACAGUGAGCGCAUUUGGACGUGCAAGAGUACUGGAAGCAGUCAGCUAACACACAAGGAAGCCUGGGAGGAAGAACAGGAAGUUGCUGAGCUUUUGAAGGAGGAGUUUCCUGCCUGGUAUGAGAAGCUUGUUCUGGAAAUGGUUCACCAUAACACAGCCUCCUUAGAGAAGUUAGUAGAUACUGCUUGGUUGGAGAUCAUGACCAAAUAUGCUGUGGGAGAAGAGUGUGACUUCGAGGUUGGGAAGGAGAAAAUGCUCAAGGUGAAGAUUGUGAAGAUUCAUCCUCUGGAGAAAGUGGAUGAAGAGACCACUGAGAAGAAAUCUGAUGGUGCCUGUGAUUCUCCAUCAAGUGACAAAGACAGUUCCAGGCAGAUUGCUCAGGACCAUCAGAAGAAGGAUCCAGUUUUGAAAGAGGAUGAAGGAAGGAGAGAGAGUAUUACCUGUGCCCAGGGCACCUUCAAGCCCCUGUCAGGAGAAGGGUCCUGCCAGCCAUGCCCAGCCAAUAGCCAUUCUGACACCAUCGGAUCAUCCAUCUGCCAGGGCCGCAUCGGGUACUUCCGGGCACGCACAGACCCCCGGCGUGCACCCUGCACCACCCCUCUUUCGGCUCCGCGGAGCGUGGUUUCCCGCCUGAACGGCUCCUCCCUGCACCUGGAAUGGAGCCCCCUGGAGUCCGGUGGCCGAGAGGACCUUACCUACGCCCUCCGUUGCUGGGAGUGCCGACCAGGAGGCUCCUACGUGCCCUGCGGGGGAGACCUGACCUUUGACCUCGGCCCCCGGUACCUGGUGGAGCCCUGGGUGGUGGUUCAAGGGCUACGUCCUGACUUCACCUAUACCUUUGAGGUCACUGCAUUGAACGGGGUAUCCUCCUUAGCCACGGGGCCCGUCCCAUUUGAGCCUGUCAAUGUCACCACCGACCGAGAGGUACCUCCCGAAGUGUCCAACAUCCGGGUGAUGCGGUCCUCACCCAGCAGCUUGAGCCUGGCCUGGGCUGUUCCCUGGGCACCCAGUGGGGCUGUGCUGGACUACGAGGUCAAAUACCAUGAGAAGGGCGCCGAGAGUCCCAGCAGCGUGCAGUUCCUGAAGACGUCAGAAAACCGGGCAGAGCUGUGGGGGCUGAAGCGGGGAGCCAGCUAUCUGGUGCAGGUACGGGCCCGCUCUGAGGCUGGCUAUGGGCCCUUCGGCCAGGAACAUCACAGCCAGACCCAACUGGAUGAGAGCGAAGGCUGGUGGGAGCAGCUGGCCCUGAUUGCGGGCACGGCAGUCGUGGGUGCGGUCCUGGUCCUGGUGGUCAUUGUGGUCGCCGUUCUCUGCCUCAGGAAGCAGAGCAACGGGAGAGAAACAGAAUAUUCAGACAAACAUGGACAGUAUCUCAUCGGGCACGAUACUAAGGUCUACAUCGACCCCUUCACUUAUGAAGACCCUAAUGAGGCUGUGAGAGAAUUUGCAAAAGAGAUCAAUGUCUUCGUCAAGACUGAAGGGGAGAUUGGUGCAGGUGAGUUUGGCGAGGUGUGCCGGGGGCGGCUCAAGGCCUCGGGGAAGAAGGAGAGCUGUGUGGCAAUCAAGACCCUGAAGGGUGGCUACAUGGAGCCGUAGCGGCGCGAGUUCCUGAGCGAGGCCUCCAUCGUGGGCCAGUUCGAACACCCCAAUAUCAUCUGCCUGGAGGGCGUGGUCACCAACAGCAUGCCCGUCAUGAUUCUCACAGAGUUCAUGGAGAACGGCGCCCUGGACUCCUUCCUGCGGCUAAAUGACGGACAGUUCAGGGUCAUCCAGCUCGUGGGCAUGCUGGGGGGCAUCGCCUCGGGCAUGCAGUACCUUGCCGAGAUGAACUACGUCCACCGAGACCUGGCUGCUCGCAACAUCCUAGUCAACAGCAACCUCGUCUGCAAAGUGUCUGACUUUGGCCUUUCCCGUUUCCUGGAGGAGAACUCUUCCGAUCCCACCUACACGAGCUCCCUGGGAGGAAAGAUUCCCAUCCGAUGGACCGCCCCGGAGGCCAUUGCCUUCCGGAAGUUCACUUCCGCCAGUGAUGCCUGGAGUUAUGGGAUUGUAAUGUGGGAGGUGAUGUCAUUUGGGGAGAGGCCAUACUGGGACAUGAGCAAUCAGGACGUGAUCAAUGCCAUUGAACAGGACUACCGGCUGCCCCCGCCCCCAGACUGUCCCACCUCCCUCCACCAGCUCAUGCUGGUCUGUUGGCAGAAAGACCGGAAUGCCUGGCCCCGCUUCCCCCAGGUGGUCAGCGCCCUGGACAAGAUGAUCCGGAACCCCGCCAGCCUCAAAAUCGUGCCACUGCCCGCCAGCCUGGGUAUGGGAGUGUGUCAGCUCUCAGGGGAGUCCCACUACGUGAGCUUUGAUGGUAGUAACCAUUCUACCCCAGACGCCUGCACUCAUGUCCUGGUGAAAGUGUGCCACCCCGCCAUGGCCUUGCCCUUCUUCAAGAUCAGUGCCAAGCAUGAGAAGGAGGAAGGUGGAACUGAGGCUUUCCGCCUUCACGAGGUCUACAUUGACAUCUGCGAUGCCCAGGUCACCCUGCAGAAGGGCCACCGUGUGCUGAUCAACAGCAAACAGGUCAUCCUCCCCGCGAUCUCCCAGAUCCCUGGGGUCAGUGUCAAAUCCAGCAGCAUCUACACUAUUGUUAACAUCAAGAUCGGGGUGCAAGUCAAGUUUGACGGGAAUCGUCUCUUAGAGAUUGAAAUCCCCACAACCUACUAUGGAAAGGUCUGCGGCAUGUGUGGGAACUUCAAUGAUGAGGAAGAGGAUGAACUAAUGAUGCCCAGCGACAAACUAGCACAUAGUGACAGUGAAUUUGUGAACAGUUGGAAAGAUAAGAGCAUUGACCCAAGGCUAUCCAGAAGAGAAUCCUUCACCAGCCCAAGUGUGAGCAGGCCUGGAGACUCUGCUGCUGAACUGCACCCCCUGAUGGCCAGCCUGGAUGUCACCUCUAUCCUGCUUGAGCCAGGCUCCCUGGAUCCCUGGACCACCUCCACUCCAGACCAGACAAUGGGGAAGCUGCUGGUCCCACACCAUUUCUGA